ACGGGCCCCUCUCCUCCCUGCAAUAGAAGAUGUGUGCUCCUCUGAGUGGGAACUGUUUGUGAAAGAGCUCAGAGUCCAGAGCCUGAGCGGUCAACUCUAAUUAUCAGGUGCUGUGAGCAGCUCUUGUCCCGACUGGAAAUCCACAGGCCUCUCCAUCUGAAGUGCAGCCAGAGAAGAAGAACUCUUGUGGUUCUGUCAAGCGUGGAGGCCAGAGAGAGAGAGAGAGAGAGAGAGAGAGAGAAAGAGAUGAACACGUGCGCCUGCGCUUUGGAGCUGCUGGGGAUGCUGGUGUAUGUCGGAGCAUGGCUGUGCGCUUUAGCCACCACUAUUUUGCCGCAGUGGCUGACCAUGUCUACUGCGCUGCUGCCAGUAGAGAGCUACGAGCUGGGCCUGUGGGAGACAUGUGUGGUCCAGGAUGUUGGGGGCAUGGAGUGCAGAGCUUACGACAGCCUGCUGGGCCUCUCCAGUGACCUCAAGUUGGCCCGCAUCCUCAUGUGUGCAUCCCUUGCUCUGGGCAUGCUGGGAAUGCUGGUGGCUAUACCUGGACUUCAUAUGGUCAAUAGCUGUAGAGAACGCGGAGGGCACCGAACCAAGAGGACUUUAACCAUCAUAGGAGGGGUGCUGGGGAUGAUGUCUGGAGUGUUGUGUCUGAUCCCCGUUUCCUACAUGGCCCAUUUUGCUGUGAUACAUUUCUUUGAUGAUAAAGUUCCCGAUGUGGUGCCACGAUGGGAGUUUGGAGAUGCCCUGUUCUGCGGCUGGGCCGGGGGAUUUCUUUUCAUAGUGGCCGGGCUCCUGUUGGUCACCCCUUGCUUAUGUUCACAGGUGGAGCCUCAGCCUGUGCUGCAGCGGAGAUACCAGGUCAUGAAUCCAGAUGUCUCCUUCAGGAAGCGCCCAGAAUAUGUUUAAGGGACAAAUCACAAUAGAGUGACCUGCAUAGAGACUGACAGCACAACACAAUCACAUGUAGAGCUGCGCUUCAAACUGCUUUGAAAUUAUGUAAAUAUCUGGUUUUAUAUCAAACACUUCAUCCUGUAGAACGGUUGCUUUAUCACUUGUGGGUUUUGAUCAAAUGUUAUGUAAAAUAGUGAAAAUAAGACCCUGUAGCGAACACCACCAAAUCCUCAGUGACUAUGUGUUGCAGUAAUUUCUAAUGACGCACAUGCAUAAUUCAUCAUUUUCAGAGAACCAGCUGCAAUGAGUGAAAUUAAUUUUUUUUUUUAAAGACAUGUUUUAUAAAAUGCUUUAUAUUCCUUUUUCUGGCAUGACUUCAGAAUCCUUCUCUUAUCAGUGGCAGCAAAGAAGUAAAUACCAUUUCGAGUCUGUUUUACAGGACGCUUUCAAAAUGCUGUGAUUGUAAGUUAUUCUAAAUGCUAAAACCUAGAGAACGCUGUGUGUUCUGUGCUGUAUUGCGCAGCACAUUCAGAUGAAUCACAUAAAGAUUUAUAUUGAAAUUUUAUUGUAAAGUUGUCUCUUUUUUGUUUUAAAAAGUUUAAAGGGUGCCAGUGUUUUAUUCCCCCGAAUAUGCUGAAUAUGUUCAUUUAUUUUUCAAUUUAUAUUUAUAAAAGUGAGAAGCUGUGACAAUUAUCUGGAUGAAACAAUGAGCGCAUUUUUUUCCAGUUAUAUCUGAGGUGGAAACAUGGCUGC
Scatophagus argus is the source of this 1644-nucleotide messenger RNA. RefSeq names its product putative claudin-24. The transcript has a single exon. NCBI's taxonomy places the organism in Eukaryota, Metazoa, Chordata, Actinopteri, Scatophagidae. The record is from RefSeq and is a predicted model, not a curated record. Gene Ontology annotation, molecular function: structural molecule activity. Gene Ontology annotation, biological process: bicellular tight junction assembly; cell adhesion. The coding region runs from base 247 to 906 and encodes 219 amino acids. Gene Ontology annotation, cellular component: bicellular tight junction; plasma membrane.